CGUUCAGUCGAAGGGGAACCUGCUGCAGAUUACGUCGCCGCUCAUUCUGAGAGAAAGAUGCUGUGCUUCUUGUAGGAGGAAAACUUCCAGCGGAAAUCGUCGACGGGAAGAAAAACAGCAGCAAACUCAGCCCACCGAGAUGCCGGUUUUCAAAGUAAACAACAACGCAAUCAACCAAACGGGACCGUUCCGGCCACCAUGGGUGCGGCAGGACAGCAUCCCGCAGGUCAACAGCAGCGUGCCGCCGUGGCGAAGACAGCAGACCGUUGACAAGGACAGUCCACCGGCCGAAGAGAAGAAGCCCGAGCCUUCGCCCCAACAGCCCCGCAAGCAGAGCAAAAUCGAAAUCAUCCCUUCGCUGCCGACCAACAACAACAGGAGCAACUCGGUGUUGGCGGUGCCGCCCUCGUUGCCGGCGCCACCGCGCGACCCCACGUUGGCCACCCCCAAGAAAGGGGAGCAGCAAAUCCAGGUGUCGAGCCGCAAGGUGACCAAACCGAAGCAGGCCGAGGAGAACGGAGUGCAAAAAAAGAACGCGCUGAAUGAGGAGAAAAGCAAAAAGACAGUUGAGAAUAAGGAGAGUGCGCGGAAAAGUGAACUGAAUGAGGGCAAGACGCCGCAAAAAGCGCCACCCGUCAAAAGGCAGUCAACUGUGCAGGAGAACCAUGCUUCUAAGGAAGCAGCACCUCCUCCAGCAAAAAGCGCCCCGGAAAAACCAGCGGCAAAACCUGCACCCCCUAAAGAACCCGAAAAACCACCCGUAAAAGUCGCGCCUCCCAAGGAAACAGAGAGGCCCCCCAAACCUCCCCAAAAGGAGCCAGAAGCCCCCGCUCCAAAGGUGGAGGCGCCAAAAGCUGCACCUCCACCACCGCCUCCUCCAUCCAUGCCCCCAGCGCCGCCUCCACCUCCUACCAUGCCAGGCGGAGGUCAAAAGCCAGUCUCGGAGGUUAAAAAAGUGAAGUUGGAGUCCCUGAGGAGUCGACCUCGUCGUCGGCCCGACUGGAGUGAUAUGAUGAAGGAGGUUGAAAGUGGCGUUAGACUUAACCAUGUUGAAACCAACGAUCGCAGUAUGCCUUUAAUUCCCAAAACCAAGGCCAAAGGAAAGUUCAUUUACGAGUCGGAAAGAAGCCACAGCAACGUUCAUGUGAUGCUGUUGAAUCAAAUUCAGAGAGGAGUCAAUUUAAAACAAGUCAAAUGCAACGACAGGAGUAGACCGUGUUUGCAAGGUUUGCGCAAAUUCCGACGGCAACUGACAAUUGAAGAGAAACAGCAAAAAGUGGUCGAGCCGACCAGUUCGGAAGAUGAGCUGGACGACAUAGACAGAGUGCGCGACGACCUGCAGUCGACAAAGCAGAUGUUGCAGACAGAACUGGCCGAGAAAGAUAGACUGAAAACGGAGAACGCGCUGCUCAUGGAGGAGUUGGCCAAGCUGAAGGAGCAGAUGGCCGGGAUGGUGCGCGCGCCCUCCUCGGCGGGCGAGGACCCUGUGGUGGCGCAGCUCCGAAGAGAGGCGGAGGCCGCCAAGGCCGAGGCGGCCAAACAGGCGGGCAUGGCCUUAGAGGUCAGUCGCCAGCUGGGGAUGACGCAGGCCCAGCUGGAGGAUGCGCAGCACCGGUGCCUGUUGCUGGAAAAGCGCACCGGAGGGACAGUGCCGGAAACGGUUCAUUCAGGGACGCAGACGAUCGAACUACAGAGAACAGAGUCAAGGAAGGAGGAACCUGCGGAAGAGGAAAGUCCAGAGGAAGAAGAGGAAGAGGAAGAAACCGAGGAGGAGACCGAGGAGGAAACGGAGGAAGAGGAAGACGACGAGGACGCGGCCAAGCAGACGCAGGAAAUGCGCGAGUUCCGGAUGCAGCAGGCCAAGAUGCGCAGCCUGAAGGAGAAGCAGUUCAACGCACUGGACGAGAAACGGGCACUCAGGUUUCAGGUGAACAAUUUGCAGAAGGCGCUGCGGAUGGAGCAGAAGCGGUACUCGGCCCUGCAGCGGGAGGUGAGCAAGAUGACCAAGGAGGAGGCCGAGUCGGACGAAGAGGAGGAGGAAGAGGAGAGCAGCGAGUCCGAGUCAGAAACUGAAACCGAGAGCGAGGCCGAAAGCGAGCCUGAGGACAAUUCUGACCCGGUCCAGUUCCGCACAGAGGCUUUGAUUAAGAAGAACAAGGGACACGAAAACAGACUGGCCAUGAUCAAGAAGGGCAACUACAUGCUCAAGGCCACCGUGGACAAACUCAAGGAGAGUCUGGACAAGCAGCAGAACAAAACGCUGGAUGUGCAGCAAGAACUGAACACCAUCUUGUCCGAGCUGGGCUGAAUUGGCACGCGUCGGGCAAUUGCGAGUGAAUUUAUUACAAAAACAGACAGACUUGUUCUAAUUGAUUGUGCACUCUUAAUAUACUAUAUGGUUCUAUG
Messenger RNA from Neocloeon triangulifer, 2406 nucleotides. Its product is annotated as involucrin-like. The record is from RefSeq and is a predicted model, not a curated record. Lineage: Eukaryota; Metazoa; Arthropoda; Insecta; Ephemeroptera; Baetidae. The transcript has 6 exons. Bases 140 to 2308 code for a protein of 722 amino acids.